Molecule: messenger RNA, 3651 nt
Organism: Notechis scutatus (mainland tiger snake)
Lineage: Eukaryota; Metazoa; Chordata; Lepidosauria; Squamata; Elapidae
Source: RefSeq, a predicted model, not a curated record
AUGGGGAGGAAGCCUCCAAUGGACUCCCAACACGCCCUGCUCAACGAGGGAGAGGACGAUGAGAUGGAGGUCUUUGGCUACAAGACCGGGGGCUUCCGGAGGGCCCUGUGCCUGGCUGGCUACAUCCUGUCCUGCGGAGGCCUCCUGCUUCUCUUCCACUGGAAGCCCGAGUGGGACGUCUGGGCCAACUGCCAGCCCUGCAGCUUGGAAGAGGCCGACGUGGUGCUGCUCAGGAGCACGGACGAGAGGAAGAGGUUCACCCGGAAGCAGGUGGUCUCCCUCGACUUCCAGGCUCUCCUGGGCACCGAAAAGUCGGGGCUGAGCUUCAGCAGAGAAAUGCACUCGAUCGUCCGGAGGGCCACCAAGAGGCUGGACAUGAAAGGGAGGUAUAUCCAGGUACAAAAAAUGCGCUACCUCUGGGAUUUUGCUGAGAAACACUUUGCUCGCGUUGGGAGCUCCAUCUGUGGCCCCAAUGCCAUCGAGAUCGAAAUCCGCCCCGUCUGGAAGCUGCUCUUCAAAGAGAUCCUGAACCCCUUCUACGUCUUCCAAGCCUUCACCCUGACCCUCUGGUACACCCAAGGCUACGUCGAGUAUUCCUCGGCCAUCGUCCUCCUCUCCGUCAUCUCCAUCGGCCUCACCAUCUACGACCUCCGGCAGCAAUCCAUCAAGCUGCACAAUCUGGUGAAGGAGCACAACCAGGUGCAGGUCACCGUCUGGACGAAAGGAGAAGGCAGUUCCACCGUGGAGUCCCGUCACUUGGUCCCCGGGGACCUCCUCCUCCUGGAAGGCCAGCGGUUCUCCCUGCCCUGCGACGCCAUCCUGCUGGAGGGGAGCUGCGUGGUCAACGAGGGGCUGCUCACAGGCGAGAGCGUUCCCGUCUCCAAGACCCCCCUGCCUCACUCGGACAACACCCUGCCCUGGAAGGCGUACGGGAUGGGCGAUUAUCGGAGACACGUCCUCUUCUGUGGCACGGAGGUGAUCCAGACCAGGCGGGCAGGGCCUGGGCCGGUCCGGGCGGUUGUGCUGCAAACAGGCUUCAACACCGCCAAGGGGGACCUGGUGCGGUCCAUCCUGUACCCGAAGCCCCUGAACUUCCGGCUCUACCAGCAAGCCUUCCACUUCAUCCUGGGGCUGGCUGGGGUUGGCAUCCUGGGGAUGAUCUAUGCCAUCUGCGUGUACGUGACCCAGAAGCAACCGGCCUCGGACACGGUGGCCAUGGCGCUACUGCUGCUGACGGUGCCAGUGCCCCCCGUCAUCCCGGCGGCCCUGACCACCAGCAUCGUCUACGCCCAGCGGAGGCUGGCCAGGAAGAAGAUCUUCUGCAUCAGCCCCCAGAGGAUCAACCUCUGCGGCCAGAUCAACCUGGUCUGCUUCGACAAGACAGGCACCCUGACCGAGGACGGGCUGGACCUCUGGGGGGCCCUUCCUUGCCAAAGCCAGAGCUUCCAGAGCGUGCACAGCUUCUCGGGGGCCCCCUUGCCCUGGGGGCCCCUCUGCAGAGCCAUGGCGACGUGCCAUUCCCUUUUGCUGCUGGACGGGGAGAUCCAGGGGGACCCACUGGACCUGAAGAUGUUCGAGGGCACAAACUGGGAGAUGGAAGAGCACCGGCCGGACAAGAGCAGAGCCAGCCUCCCGGAGUCCUGCCUCCUGGUGAAACCGGGCCCUGGCGCCUCCCCAGCCCCCGUGGAAGGGAUCCUCAUCCUGCACCAGUUCCCCUUUUCCUCCUCCUUGCUGAGAAUGUCGGUCAUCACCCAGGAACUUGGGAAGGGCGGCCUGGAGCUCUGCAUGAAGGGAGCCCCCGAGACGGUGGCCGGCUUUUGCGAAGAGGCGACGGUUCCGAACAUCUUCCAAGCUGAGCUGAGACGCUUCACGGCCCAGGGCUUCCGCGUCAUCGGCCUGGCCCACAAGGAGCUCCAUCUUCCCCAAGGAGCCGCCUUCAGUGACCUGGAGAGGGAGGACCUGGAGUCCGGCCUGACCUUCCUGGGCCUGCUGGUCAUGGAGAACCGCCUGAAGAGCGAGACCCGGCCGGUCCUGCAGGAGCUCCGCCAGGCCCGCAUCCGGAGCGUGAUGGUCACAGGCGACAACCUCCAGACGGCCAUCACUGUGGCCAAGAGCUCUGGGAUGCUUCCCAGCACCAGCCAGGUGGUCCUGGUGGAUGCCCAGGAACUGGAGGAUUCCUGCCCAGCAUCUGUGACUUGGCAGCUGGUGGAGGAGGAGGAGGCACCCUUCAUCCCUGUUUCUCGGGACCCCCAUAUCCCCCUAGAGGAGCCCAGCGCACAAGAGGAGGGCGGCCACUUCCACUUUGUCUUGAGUGGGGCGUCUUACCAGGUGCUGGCCAAGCACUUCAGCAGCCUGCUGCCCAAGGUGCUUCUGAACGGGACCGUCUUUGCCCGGAUGUCUCCCUCGCAGAAGUCCAACCUCGUGGAAGAGUUCCAGAAACUCGAUUACUAUGUGGGCAUGUGUGGGGACGGAGCCAACGACUGUGGGGCCCUGAAAAUGGCCCACGCUGGGAUCUCCCUCUCGGAGCAGGAGGCCUCCGUGGCUUCCCCCUUCACCUCCCAAAUCCCCAACAUCGAGUGUGUGCCAGCCCUGAUCAGGGAGGGCCGGGCGUCUCUGGUGGCCUCUUUUGCGGUGUUUAAGUACCUGACGCUCUACGGCCUGGUCCAGUUCAUUGCUACGGUCCUGCUUUACUGGCAACUGCAGAUCCUGGGGAAUUACCAGUUCCUGAUCCAGGACAUUGGCAUCACCCUUGUGGUUUGCCUCACAAUGAACCUGACCCACGCCUACCCCAAGCUGGCCCCCUACCGGCCCCCCGGACGGCUGCUCUCCCCACCGCUGCUGCUCUCCGUCCUCUUCAACGUGGGCCUGAGCCUCCUGCUCCAGCUCUUCGCCUUCCUCUACGUGAAGCGGCAGGCUUGGUACUCGCAGCUGCGGGGCCACUGCGGGUGCCCUUUGGGGAACCAGACCACCUGCCCAGGCAACGGGACGGCCAAUGCCACAGCGCAGGGACACCCCGUCCUGAGCUACGAGGCCACCACUCUCUGGCCCCUGGUGACCCUCAGCUGCAUCGCUUUUGCCUUCAUCUUCUCCAAGGGGAGGCCCUUCCGGAAGCCCCUCUACACCAACUAUAUCUUCUCUGGCCUGCUGUGCCUCCAACUGGGGGUUUCCCUCUUCCUCUUCUUUGCCGACCUUGAGGGGGUCUACCAGAGGAUGGAGCUUCUCUGCACCCCGACCAUCUGGAGGGUCUACGUGCUGAUUAUGCUGCUGGUCUUCUUUCUGGUCUCCUCCUUGGUGGAGGACGGCGUCCUGCAGAACCGGCGCCUCUGGCUGCGGAUCAAGGCGCUCUGCGGCUUCCGCUCGUCCAGCCGGUACCGGGCGCUGCAGCGGCAGCUGGGAAGCGACGCCAUGUGGCCCCCGCUGCACGGGCGAGACUUGGCGGGCGACGACGGCAGAAGCAGCAGCCGGGCCUACCUCAACGCGGCCUUCGAGCGGGAGGAGCCCGCGGGCCGCCCGGGAAGCCGCAGCGGGACGGCGAGGGGCGGCUCUGCGCAGCCGGAGGGGAGCAGCAGCCGCCGCGAUUCUCCCGCCGAGGCCCGUCGCUGGCCCCGCCGCUCGGAAGGGACCUUUCCCCGCGGGGCUGCUGCGCCCUAG